This is a messenger RNA of Thlaspi arvense, 2319 nucleotides long. Lineage: Eukaryota; Viridiplantae; Streptophyta; Magnoliopsida; Brassicales; Brassicaceae. The record is from the annotation of a GenBank genome assembly.
AUGUUAUCCAUUUCGCGAGCUUUCGUCCCGAAGAGCUCUUUGACCAUGGCGUCUUGCUUACAAGCAUCCAUGAAUUCUCUGCUUCCACGCUCUUCUUCUAUUUCUUCUCAUCAUCCUUCUGUAUCUUUGAAUUCAUCCGGGAGGAGAAACCUGAAGAGCUCUCGCUAUACCUUUCGCGCCAAAGCCGCUGCCAGAAUCCCUAUGCCUCCCAUGAACCCGAACGAUCCUUUUCUCUCGACGCUCGCUUCCGUUGCCGCGAAAUCUCCGGAAAAACUUCUCAAUCGGCCGGUGAACUCUGACACACCACCGUAUCUUGACAUCUUCGAUUCCCCUCAGCUUAUGUCUUCUCCUGCUCAGGUUGAAAGAUCCGUGGCUUAUAACGAGCACCGACCAAGAACUCCUCCACCAGACUUGCCCUCUAUGCUUCUUGACGGGAGAAUUGUUUACAUUGGAAUGCCUCUGGUGCCGGCGGUGACAGAGCUGGUUGUCGCAGAGCUAAUGUAUCUUCAGUGGCUGGAUCCAAAGGAACCCAUAUACAUUUACAUCAACUCCACAGGGACCACUCGUGACGAUGGCGAGACGGUUGGAAUGGAAUCAGAAGGUUUUGCGAUCUAUGACUCUCUGAUGCAACUUAAAAACGAGGUACAUACGGUCUGUGUGGGAGCAGCCAUAGGUCAGGCAUGUCUGUUACUUUCAGCGGGCACAAAGGGUAAACGGUUUAUGAUGCCACAUGCCAAAGCAAUGAUCCAGCAACCUCGUGUGCCUUCUUCUGGGUUGAUGCCUGCCAGUGAUGUCCUGAUUCGUGCCAAAGAGGUUAUAACAAACAGGGACAUACUUGUCGAACUACUAUCUAAGCACACUGGGAAUUCCGUGGAGACUGUAGCUAACGUGAUGAGAAGGCCAUAUUACAUGGAUGCACCAAAAGCUAAAGAAUUUGGAGUCAUUGACAGGAUUCUAUGGCGUGGUCAAGAAAAGAUUAUUGCGGACGUUGUUCCCUCAGAGGAAUUCGACAAGAACGCGGGGAUUAGAAGCGUAGAACGAAUGGCAACCUCGACGGCGAUGGAGGAGGAUUCGAGCUUCGAGGAAGACCAGCUAGCUUCCAUGACUACAGAUGACAUCGUUAGAGCUUCUCGUCUCUUAGCCAACGAGAGUCGCAUCCUCAAGGAAGAAAUGCAGAGAACAAACCUUGAUUUGGAAUCAGUGAAGGAGAAAAUAAAGGAGAACCAGGAGAAGAUUAAGCUAAACAAACAGCUUCCUUACUUAGUCGGCAACAUCGUUGAGAUUCUUGAGAUGAGUCCGGAGGAUGAUGCAGAGGAAGAUGGAGCGAAUAUCGAUCUGGACUCUCAGAGGAAGGGAAAAUGCAUCGUUCUGAAAACAUCAACUCGUCAGACCAUCUUUCUUCCUGUCGUUGGACUUGUUGAUCCGGAUACAUUGAAGCCUGGGGACUUGGUCGGCGUUAACAAGGACAGCUACUUGAUUCUUGAUACUCUCCCGUCUGAGUAUGAUUCCAGAGUAAAGGCGAUGGAGGUUGAUGAAAAACCUACCGAAGACUACAACGACAUUGGAGGGCUAGAGAAGCAGAUACAAGAACUUGUUGAAGCCAUUGUGUUGCCAAUGACUCAUAAAGAGCAGUUCGAAAAGUUGGGUAUCCGUCCACCCAAAGGUGUACUCUUGUAUGGACCUCCCGGAACCGGAAAGACGCUGAUGGCCCGAGCCUGUGCUGCACAGACAAAUGCAACUUUCCUGAAACUCGCAGGGCCACAACUUGUUCAGAUGUUCAUCGGAGAUGGAGCAAAGCUUGUCCGCGAUGCUUUCCUGCUUGCAAAAGAGAAAUCCCCUUGUAUUAUAUUCAUAGACGAGAUUGACGCGAUAGGAACAAAGCGUUUUGACAGUGAAGUUAGUGGAGACCGUGAGGUGCAGAGGACAAUGUUGGAGCUACUCAACCAGCUUGAUGGAUUCAGCAGCGACGAUCGUAUCAAGGUUAUUGCGGCGACAAAUCGUGCUGAUAUACUAGAUCCCGCCCUUAUGCGUUCUGGUCGUUUGGAUCGUAAAAUUGAGUUUCCGCACCCCACUGAAGAAGCAAGAGCCAGGAUCUUACAGAUACAUUCGAGGAAAAUGAAUGUGAAUGCGGAUGUCAAUUUUGAGGAGCUUGCUCGAUCAACUGAUGAUUUCAAUGGAGCACAACUCAAAGCAGUGUGUGUUGAAGCGGGCAUGCUUGCUCUGCGCCGGGAUGCAACCGAGGUGAACCAUGAGGAUUUCAAUGAAGGAAUCAUUCAAGUACAAGCCAAGAAAAAAGCAAGCUUGAAUUACUACGCUUAA